UUGAAAAGCAGCGGGCACCUUCACGUCCUCCUCCACGGUGACCUGCAGUCAUGCUGCUCAACGCCCUGCUCCUGGUGCUGGGCUCUCAGGGUGUCUGGACCAGGAAGUCCGAGCCGGCCCUGGAUGAGGCGGACUCGGGGUUCUUCAGGGGGUCGGACCAGUAUGACUUUGCGGUGGAGGUUCCUGCUGCGGGGAUGGAGUGUUUCUGGCACUUUGCUCACCAGAGUGGAAGCUUCUACCUGACGUACAUGGUCCAGUGGGUAACGGGGAUGGCCUCUGAUCCCCGGCUGUUUGUGACGGUCAGCUCGCCCCAGGGUGCUCUCGUGGCUUCAAAGAACGAGGCCGUCGGGCAGAUGACCUUCCAGACGGAGGUGACGGGUUUCUACCGGUUGUGUCUUGGGAACCACAACAACCAGUUCGGAGGCGUCAGGGUCUUUGUGAACUUUGGCGUGAUCUACGAAGGCUUCGAGGACUCGAAGAGAGAGGAGGAGGAGGGGGAGAUGGUCCUCAACAGCACCGUGGCCGGUAUUGAGGAGAGCGUGCAGAAGCUCCAGAAUCAGAUCUUCCACAUGUGGCGUCAUUACAACUUCGCCCGCAUGAGGAAAGGGAAGGACCACCACCUGCUCCUGUCCAACUCCAACUACGUCACCUGGUGGUCGGCGACCCAGAGCCUCGUCAUCCUGCUGUCCGGGUACCUGCAGCUCCGCGUCCUCAAAAGACUCUUCAGGACGGACUCCAGCCGACCGCGGUGCUGAGGGCAGAACAGUCAGACAUCUUUCUCAUCUACUUCUAAUGUCUCACGUCAGGAUUUUAUUGAUGCAUGUUUUGGAAAAGAUUAAAGAUGCUGCACACUAUCUGAAGCUGGAGAAUCACUUCUUUGAGAAAGAGAGAUUUGAGUCCUAAACGUUGUUCCUUGUUCUUUCUUCUGUUUACAAAGCCACCCUGACAUUUUACAAGUUAUUGGUCAAAAGUCUGGGGUCA
Molecule: messenger RNA, 981 nt
Organism: Etheostoma spectabile (orangethroat darter)
Lineage: Eukaryota; Metazoa; Chordata; Actinopteri; Perciformes; Percidae
Product: transmembrane emp24 domain-containing protein 6
Exons: 4
Coding region: 51-755 (234 amino acids)
Source: RefSeq, a predicted model, not a curated record